GCCACCUAUCACUAGCUUGGGCCUUUCAGCUGGAAGGUUACGUCCUAUUAAACUUGCUGGUUCCUCAGACAUUCGCACCAUCCUUACUUUGGGUAAGUCAGAUGAUUCGCCUAAAGUUUCGAGCAUGGACACACUCGGUCAAUCUUCAGAUACUUUUCUGGUCUCUUCCGAAGCUUUUUCACAUUCCGCUUCCGUGAGAGCAGUCUGUAGCAAAUCGGUCGACCAAGAGCUCGACUGUCUAGGCCGCUUUGCUACAAAUGAUGCAAAUAAUACUGAGGCCGAUGAGCACAGUAAAGACAGUACUGAGAAUUGCGAAGGGCCUGAUGAAUCUGUUUUGUUAGUUAUGAGAUCUUCUCGCCCUAUAUUUUCUCUAGCAAGUAGCGAAAGUGAUAACAGCAAUUCUAAUAACAAUGUUCCGUGUGGCAAUUCAUUGUUUGGCCCCGAUCCAGCAAUGCCUAAUGCUUCCAAUUUGCUGACGGCAGGGGCCACGGGCGAUGCCUUUAGUGAUUGGGUCAUCUGUCACGAAUGCCGGUCCCGAGUUUCUGUGUGGUCCAUGCCGGAACACUCCGAUUUCCACUUUGCACAGGGCGUACAAAAGGCCUGGAAUGAAGAAAACCGGGAUCUUUCUGUGGAUAUGAAAUCUAGGUCGUCGGGACAGCCAAAUUCUCUUUUGACGAGUUCCAAUAUUUGCCGAAAGGGAUUAACCACUUUGCCCAGCGGUGAUUCUUUGAUUGACUUUUCUAGCAUGGCAACAUCUGGUACCUCGAAAUUGAUCUCAGUACCCAAGGCGGCUGCCGCAAAAGGCUCUGGCAAAGUCCGAAUUUCCGCA
Protopolystoma xenopodis is the source of this 829-nucleotide messenger RNA. The record is from the annotation of a GenBank genome assembly. Lineage: Eukaryota; Metazoa; Platyhelminthes; Monogenea; Polystomatidea; Polystomatidae.